Molecule: messenger RNA, 758 nt
Organism: Chenopodium quinoa (quinoa)
Lineage: Eukaryota; Viridiplantae; Streptophyta; Magnoliopsida; Caryophyllales; Amaranthaceae
Product: biogenesis of lysosome-related organelles complex 1 subunit 2-like
Exons: 2
Coding region: 141-518 (125 amino acids)
Source: RefSeq, a predicted model, not a curated record
UAAAGUUAAAAUUCCAAACAUGGUUGCCUAAACCUCCAUCUACCAUUCCACCACACUGUCUCUUCUCACUUUCUCUCUCCUCUUUUUCAUCUUCCAAAUUUGUCACUGUGAUUUCAAUUUCUGCUACUUCAAGCUCAAUAAUGGCGGAAAAUGAGGUGAGUAAGGAACAACAAGCCCAACCCGACGAACUUUCCGAUGCUCUUGACGAUCUCUUUAAUGGUGUUUCUACCAUGAUCAAAUCCGAGCUUCAGGGAUCAAACAACCUACUUGAACUUUUGGAGAAGAUGAAUCUUAAAGUUGCGGAAGAGUAUAACAAUUAUGGUGAUGUUGCUUCUGGCUUGAGGGUGUUUGUGGAACAAUUAAAGCACAAGGGUGGUAAUUUUGAGGGGUACAUUCAGCAGAUCGAUGCUAUAGAUCAACAAGUGACAGAAUUUGAAGCUGUAAUUUCAAUGCUUGACAAAUAUGUCUCUAUGUUGGAAAAGAAAGUGCAAUCUGCGUAUCAGGUUCCACCAUCGUAGUUAUCAGGUUCCACUUCCAAUAUCGUAGUUACCGGGUUCCACUUCCACCAUCGUAUUUACCAGGUUUCACCAUCGUAGUUAUGGAGUAUAUCGGUAUUUGUCAACAACCAUUUGCUGACUUGUGUAAAAAAAAAAAAAAAAAUUGAGUAUUCAAACUCUUUGCUUAUUUGUUUAGUAGUUUUCAUUUUUAAUUCUAGUAUAAAUGUGAAAUUAUAGAAGCAUUUGUUUUGUGUGAGAUAA